UUUAUUAAAGGCAGGAAGUACCCUAUGCCGAUUCUACAGUCUAAUUAUAGCCAACGCCUAAUUAACAUUCUUUUCAUUUCGUGGUUAAAAUAAAUAGUAUCCUGUAUUUUUGUGGCUUCCUCCGGAUAGCUUGAUGCAACUCAUUGUGCGCAAAGUGCACACUUUUACGCACGGAAGGAGCGACCUUGCAAUCCGCCUAUGGAUUUCUCAAGACGCAGAGAAAGCGGAAGAACUUUACACUCCCGCAGCACACUCCGGCCAUGGGUGAAUUCAAAGGACAUUUGAACAUUGCCAUGCGUUCCUGGAAAUCUGUGUCUCACUUUGCUCAUUAAGAUGCUCAUAUGGCAAAAAGUAUUCCGUGGUAGAGUUUAGGUGAGUCUUGCUACUGGAAAAAUGUGUAGAUUGGAGCUCAAUUUGUGCCAACAUGGAGCAUCGCGCGGACACCCUGUAGUGCAAUAAAUAAAUGUGAGGGAAGCAAAGAUUAACAGAGCGAGGAGACCAUAGCUCAAACUUUCAGAUUGACAGCAUUUAAUAAAUCAUAAUGGCUCCACAUCCCGUAAUCCAGGCAAUCAUCGACUUUUCGGCUGGAGCAAUAGGUGGAACAGCUUGUGUGCUGAGUGGUCAGCCGUUUGACACCACAAAGGUGAAGAUGCAGACGUUCCCCACCAUGUACCGCGGCUUCAUCCACUGCUUUACAUCCACCUUCAGGCAGGUGGGACUACGUGGUCUCUACAAAGGCUCGAGCCCGGCCCUAAUAGCCAACAUCAGUGAGAACGCUGUGCUCUUCUUGAGUUAUGGUCUCUGCCAGGAUGCCAUCCGCUUUGUGUCCAGGAUGGAUAAAGGAGCAGGUCUCAGUGAUAUUCAGAAGGCAUCCGCAGGGUCUUUAGCAUCCAUCUUCUCCUCCAUGGCGAUAUGCCCCACCGAGCUGGUGAAAUGUCGCCUGCAGGCCAUGCACGAAAUGGAAGCAUCUGGCAGGAUCGCAAGCGGACAGAGAAGCACAGUGUGGGCCGUAGUGAAGACAGUGUUGAAGACAGACGGCCCCCUGGGUUUCUACCAAGGCCUGACAUCCACCAUGGUGAGGGAGAUACCAGGUUACUUCUGCUUCUUUGGAGCCUAUGAAAUGUGUCGGUCUAAAUUUGCGCAGCACAUGGGCACGGACAAGGACAGCAUAGGUGUUCUUCCACUCAUGUUCAGCGGUGGAUUUGGGGGUGCUUGUCUGUGGUUGAUAGUCUAUCCCAUAGACUGUGUGAAGUCCAGGAUCCAGGUGUACUCUCUAGCUGGGAGGCAAGAGGGCUUCAUGAAGACCUUCAAGGGCAUCAUACGCUCUGAAGGGUUCACUGCUCUGUACUCGGGCCUGACUCCUACCAUGAUACGCACCUUCCCUGCCAAUGGAGCCCUCUUCCUGGCUUAUGAGGUCAGCCGCAAGUUCAUGAUGAAGACAGCUGGUGAAUGAUGUGGAGGAUCUUUACAACUGAAGAAAGUAUGGUGCCGAAACACUGCCUUGUCCCCUUGUAUUUUUAAAAUGAGAUGACCAAACGUUUUUAUUGUGUCCUGUUUGAUUAUGAGCUAAAUGAUUUUUAUUUUUAUUUUUCUGUUGCUUUGACUCUACUGCCCCCUGUGAGGAAUGUGUAAAUUUAAUUAAAACCAUUACACCCUCUGA
Molecule: messenger RNA, 1660 nt
Organism: Perca fluviatilis (European perch)
Lineage: Eukaryota; Metazoa; Chordata; Actinopteri; Perciformes; Percidae
Gene: slc25a15a
Product: solute carrier family 25 member 15a
Exons: 7
Coding region: 542-1453 (303 amino acids)
Biological process (GO): mitochondrial L-ornithine transmembrane transport
Molecular function (GO): L-ornithine transmembrane transporter activity
Source: RefSeq, a predicted model, not a curated record